Benincasa hispida (wax gourd) is the source of this 2294-nucleotide messenger RNA. The record is from RefSeq and is a predicted model, not a curated record. Lineage: Eukaryota; Viridiplantae; Streptophyta; Magnoliopsida; Cucurbitales; Cucurbitaceae.
GGCUUCGUGUUCUCGCAGUGUCUACCUUUGAAUGAAGAAAGCGAGGGAUUGUCUUCUCAAAACCUUUCGCAGGACCUUCUUCACUCUCCAAAACCCUAGACCCCAGGUUUCUCUCUCCCUCCCUCUCUCCUCUCUGUUUGUGUUUCAUUCCGUGGCUUAUCUUGGAAGAAAAAUGGCGCAACAGAUGGAAGAUCUGCCAGAAAGAUACAGUUACAAUCCUGUUUUGAGAUGGAAUCCUCAAGUGGAGGAGUAUUUCGUGAAGGCUUACGGAGCGGAGCAUUUCGCCCUCAUUUCUAAAGCUCUCACGUACCUCUCUUCCUUCUGUCUGCUUUAUACUCUGUCUUCUCCAUAGCUACGAGCUUCAUGAUAAACGGGGCCGACUGAAUGCGCCCAUCUUGUUACUCAUGUAUACGUGUAAAUACACUCAAGUCCACAACUGAUACUGUUAUCGAGAAGUUAUCAACUAUUGUUAAAGAAAUGGGACAUUCGAAUUCUGAAAACAAAACAUUAGUGGGUGGUGAUGUUAAUGUCAAUGGUAUUGAACUUAUGCAAAGUGGCAGUCAGAGGGCCUCAAUGAAGAUUGAAGAUGAGAAAAACUCAAUCACUGAAAAGUUUCAACAUCCGUCCAUCUCAAGGUGUCAGGUACCUGGGUUAGACUAUGUUGUAUUUGUAAGGGGUUCAGGGCCACACACAAUUGAUUAUGGUUAUGCAAAUGGCAGACCUCCAAAAGAAGUGAUUGUGAGUCGAAAAUGUGCCGAGGCAGUUCUUCGUGGAGCUCAGGUUUAUGUUCCCGGUGUUAUGGCUUGCAGUGCUCAUGUUGAGAAAGGGGAUGCAGUUGCUGUGUCAGUUGCUGUGGAGCAGCCCGGGCUUGAUGGUGGAUGGAGUCUUGGCAUUACUCGAGGGACUGUUGUGCAGGGCUUACUGACUGAUCCUUAUCACUCUGAAAGAAAUGGAUUAUAUAUUGGUCAAGGAACAACAGCAAUGUCAAGGGCUGGGAUUUUUCGUGUUUCAGAAGGAAUUGCUGUGGACAUGAAUAAUAGAGUAUUUAAACUGCCAUCCUUUUAUGAUGUGCUCGAGGGAGAAAUCUUUCUUCAAAACCUGCCGAGCAUUGUCACUGCUCAUGCUUUAGAUCCACAAAAAGGUGAACGUAUAUUGGACAUGUGUGCGGCACCUGGGGGGAAAACAACUGCAAUUGCAAUCCUUAUGAAGGAUGAAGGGGAGGUCAUUGCUGCUGAUAGGUCUCACAAUAAGGUGAUGGAUAUUAAAAAAUUGGCUGCUGAAAUGGGGUUGAGCUGUAUAGUAACCUAUAAGCUUGAUGCUCUUAAAUCUGUUAAUCGAAACACUGAUUCCUGCAAGGGCACUGCUUCAGUUUGCAUUGAUGCCAAUGAGGGUGUUGUGAACUCCAAUUCAAUGAAACUCGACAAUGUAAAACCAUCCUCAAUUACUGAAGUAUCGGAAGUUGAUGAGACUAAAAUGCAGAAUGCCAAAGGAAAGAAGAAUGGUAGGAGACUGCGGAAUGGUCCAGGAAGAAAUCAAUGCAUGGGUGGUAGAGCUGAAAACUCAAAAGGUUUUGCCCCCAACAGCUUUGACAGAGUCCUUCUUGACGCUCCUUGUUCGGCCCUCGGUUUAAGACCUCGACUAUUUGCUGGGGAGGAAACAAUUACAUCGUUGAAGAACCACGCAAAGUAUCAGAGGCGCAUGUUUGAUCAGGCUGUCCAAUUAGUUCGUCCAGGCGGAGUAAUUGUAUAUUCAACCUGUACGAUAAACCCUGGUGAGAAUGAAGCUUUGGUUCGUUAUGCUUUGGAUACGUAUAAGUUCUUGACCUUGGCCCCGCAGCAUCCAAGAAUUGGGGGACCUGGCCUUGUUGGUCAUUUUGAGUUUGCUGAUCAUUCUGUGGAGGAAUGGUUAAGACCUGGUGAAGAACACCUCGUUCAAAGGUUUGAUCCAUCAUCGCCGCUCGACACAAUUGGGUUUUUCAUUGCCAAAUUUUCUGUUGGCUCCAAAGAUUCCGAACAGGAAGACCAUCUUGCAAAUGCAUUGUGAUUGGUAAGGUACAACAUUCUAAUUUUUUUUUUUUAAUUGGGCUAGUUUCUUUGCACCUUGACUAAUUUCACGGGACAACCCGCUAACCCUACAGCAUUUAAGUGUCAAAGAACAACAUCCUUGUUUGAAGUUAGUUUGCUUGCAACUUGUAUUGUUAAACUGAGAGGAAUACAAUUGUUCCUAACACCUUAUCAAUAUAUUAAUUUUAGUUGUCAUGAAGUAUCGAUGGGAACGUGAUGUAGUAUUGUUAA